AUGGCAUUUAAAGGGUGGUAUUCUAAACAAGAUGUUAUGAAAGACUUAUCAAAGGCUUCCGGGACUCGCGUUUCUGAUCUAGAUGAAGAGUAUGUUGUUGUUGGUGAACAACCACCGCCAUUUUACAGAACAGCUGAUAAAGAGGAGGAGCUACAACUACUUCGAUUGUAUGGGGGACAUCAGCCCUUGAGUCCAAAUAAUACUGACAUAGUGGAGCCUGAUUUAGAGGGUAUCACACAAAUGUUAAGAAUGGUAGACGAAUACAACGAUUCACCAGUCAAUAAUAAAGCAAAGGAAACCAAAAAACAAGACACGAAUACUGUAAUAACCAUUAGCAAAUUGAACCCAAACGUAGCCGAAUUUGUACCACGUAGUGAUGAUGAUAUUUGUAAUAAGGAUAGCGCAAUUGUAGCAAAUAAUGAUUUAGUGGUUAGUGAAGUAGAUGAAGAAAAACAUAACCGUAGAACUAGUGAACAUAAAAGCACUGAGGCACGUGAUAGGUCAAUUAAUACUUUAAGUAACAAAAGCAUUAGUAUUAAAGACUCCAAUGAAAUAAAAGAGAUGAGGGAGAAAUUAAAAACUAAAAUAACCAACACAUUUAAUACAUCGUGUGUUAAAGUAAAAAGAGAACGCAAUUUAGCUAUUGCGAUGCUAGUAAAGUUACACACGCAACCAAACAAUGAAAUAAACAAUGAUGGACAAAAACCUAAACUUAUGACUCCUGAUUACUUUAAAAAAAGUGUAAAUCAUGACGCUAAGAUGUCGGGCUCUGACAAGAGUUCCAAUAAAAAUACAAAUUCUAACACUCCUGUGGUAUUUGACGAUAUUGACAUGUGCAAAGACACAAAAGAUGAUAUAAAAGAUUAUUCAAAUAAUAACAGUAAUUCAAAUGAUGAGAUUAUGCAAAGGGAAAGUCCCGUUAGCGAUAAUUUGAACAACUCAAUGACAAAGGAAAUUAAAGAGUCUAUACAAAAAGUAGACGAUUGGCUCAAUCCAAAAAUAAAUGCUGAGAAUAAAACUUCAGCAAUAACUCGUCCAUCUCUUUAUCUUGGUCCUAUAACGUUUAAAAGAAAAACCAAUUCUAAGCCAAUGUCACCGAUUUCAGUUGAAUCAGAGCUCAAAAGCCAAAAUUCUGAAAAGAGUAAUGAAGUGUUCGUCCCAUCGACAUUCGCUAGUGAAUUGACGAAAAAAUACGAGGAAAGAAAUAAAGCGAGAGAUAAUCAACUAACAAAUCAAGAUAUUUGGACGAAAUUGGAAUCCGAUUUGAAAGUCAGAGACGAGGUUAUUAAGAAAAAGCGUCUGCAAACUAACGCCGAU
This is a messenger RNA of Brenthis ino (lesser marbled fritillary), 1317 nucleotides long. The record is from the annotation of a GenBank genome assembly. NCBI's taxonomy places the organism in Eukaryota, Metazoa, Arthropoda, Insecta, Lepidoptera, Nymphalidae.